AUGGCCACUCUUUUACGACGGCCAGCGUCUAUCGCACGAUAUUCGAGAAGCGCAGCAGAGCUCUUUACGGCAUCAAGGUCGACAUACUCACAUCACACUAGACCGCAACUGUGGUCAUUAAUAAACGCCCGCCAAGCACGAUCCUACUCCUCUGUCAAUCCCGGCGGUCCGAAACGUCCAAAUGAUGAAAAGAAUAACAACAAGAAUACUCCCGAAAAGAAGGAAAAUGAUAUUCAGGAUGAACUAGCCGACUUCUUCAAGACCAGAAAUGCUCCUUCGAGUAAGCCGGGUAGUCGCGAUGCAGCUGCUGAGAAGGAGUUCUUGGAUCAGUCCCUCCAGUUCAUCAGCGGACUCCAAAAGGCAGGGGGGUUGCCUCAACGACAACAGGAUCUCAUACGGGUUAUUCAAAUUUUGCUGAAAGACGUCAAGCAUAUACCUCUGGGGAUGGAAGAAUUCUUCGAAAAACAUGCAGUGCAAAGAAAAGUCAUGACGCUUGGAGAAUGGGACAAUUUUGCGAACUACUGGCUAGACUAUUUCGACGACUCGAUGCACCUCUUUCAAUCGGAAAAGGUUUCUUUGGACGAAAUAAAGUCUAUGCUUAAGACGAAGUCAGAAUCGGGCCCUGGGGGGGAAGCAGGGAAGGAUUCGAAGAGACAGGGGGCCAACCAAGGCAAAGAACAGAAAGAUGGCAAAGAGCAGGGUCAAAAGGGUGCACCAAAAGUUGUGGAAUUCAAGUUUGACCCCGGCAGCUUCAUUAUCACCUCGGUAAUCUCUUAUAUGCUGUACACGACAUUUUUCCCAGGAGAGAACAGCAGGGAUAUUACGUGGCAAGAGUUCCGUGCCAAUUUCUUCGACAAGGGUCUCGUGGAGAAGUUGACUGUCCUUAACCGCUCGCGCGUUCGAGUUGAGUUGAACCGGGAGGCUAUUGCCAAUGAAAUGCCUGACUCGCCGGCUGCACAACGCAACUUCCACUACUAUUUCACUAUCGGCUCGGUUGAUUCCUUUGAGCGUAAGCUGGAAGAGGCUCACAAUGAACUUCACAUCCCCACCUCGCAACGUAUCCCUGUGGCGUACGUAGACGAAGUUCCAUGGCUUGCUACAGCUCUGUCCUUUGGACCAACUAUUCUUUUGAUCGGAUCAGUCUUCUACUUCUCGAGAAGAGCUGGUGGCGGUGCUGGUGGUCAGAGCGGCAUUUUCGGUAUUGGAAAGAGCCGAGCGCGACGAUUCAACCACGAGACCGACGUCAAAAUUCGAUUUGCCGAUGUGGCAGGUAUGGAUGAAGCCAAGCUUGAAAUCAUGGAAUUUGUUAGCUUUUUGAAGGAACCGGAUAAAUUCCAGAAGCUAGGAGCAAAGAUCCCUCGUGGUGCCAUUCUUUCCGGUCCGCCAGGAACAGGUAAGACAUUGCUCGCGAAGGCAACCGCAGGUGAAUCCGGGGUACCGUUUUUCAGCGUCAGUGGAUCUGAGUUUGUUGAAAUGUUUGUUGGUGUCGGUCCUUCUCGUGUCCGUGAUUUGUUUGCCAAUGCCCGAAAGAACACCCCCUGCAUUAUUUUCAUUGAUGAAAUCGAUGCUAUUGGUAAAUCAAGAUCAAAGCAAAAUUUUGGUGGCGGCAACGAUGAACGUGAGAGCACACUCAAUCAGAUUUUGACUGAGAUGGAUGGUUUCAAUACAUCAGACCAGGUUGUCGUUCUGGCCGGUACCAAUAGACCUGAUGUUCUUGAUAAGGCCUUGAUGCGUCCGGGACGAUUUGACCGGCAUAUCGGCAUUGAUAGACCGACAAUGAAGGGCAGAGAGCAAAUCUUCCGUGUGCACUUGAAGAAGAUCCUCACCAAGGAGGACAUGGAUUAUCUUUGUGGACGCCUCGCUGCUUUGACUCCAGGAUUCGCUGGUGCCGAUAUUGCAAACUGUGUGAACGAGGCUGCAUUGGUUGCUGCUCGUGAACACGCAGAGAGCGUGAAAAUGAAGCAUUUUGAACAGGCAAUUGAACGUGUUAUUGGAGGCUUGGAAAAGAAGUCGUUGGUCCUUUCACCAGAAGAGAAACGGACCGUGGCCUACCAUGAGGCCGGUCACGCUAUCUGUGGCUGGUACCUGCGGUGGGCAGACCCUCUUCUGAAAGUUUCGAUCAUUCCAAGAGGACAGGGGGCUUUGGGCUAUGCCCAAUACCUCCCCUCUAGUGAGAAUUACUUGAUGAGCGUCAACCAACUCAUGGAUCGUAUGGCCAUGACUUUAGGAGGACGAGUCAGCGAAGAACUGCACUUUGACACGGUCACUAGCGGAGCGUCUGAUGACUUCAACAAGGUCACUCGCAUGGCUAGCGCCAUGGUUACCAAAUUCGGCAUGUCAAAAGCGAUCGGCCCGUUGCACUUUGAAGAAGACCAGCAACAACUCCACAAGCCCUUUUCUGAAGAGACUGCACGAAACAUUGACCUAGAAAUCCGCCGCAUAGUCGACGAGGCUUACAAGCGAUGCACAGAUCUUUUGACGGAGAAGAAGAACGAAGUCGGCCUAGUUGCAGAGGAGCUUUUGUCCAAGGAAGUUCUUUCUCGUGACGAUAUGGUGCGUCUCCUUGGUCAACGGCCUUACCCUGACACCGGCGAGUUCACAAAGUACUUCGGUGGCGGUGGUACCAUUGCACCACCAGAACCGCCUGUAUCUGAUGAGGGUACCACCGGUAAAGAUGGUCGUGACCAAACUCCUUUACCUUCUUAA
This is a messenger RNA of Talaromyces atroroseus, 2706 nucleotides long. RefSeq names its product Mitochondrial respiratory chain complexes assembly protein. Gene Ontology annotation, cellular component: m-AAA complex; membrane. NCBI's taxonomy places the organism in Eukaryota, Fungi, Ascomycota, Eurotiomycetes, Eurotiales, Trichocomaceae. The record is from RefSeq and is a predicted model, not a curated record. Gene Ontology annotation, biological process: mitochondrial protein processing; protein-containing complex assembly. The coding region runs from base 1 to 2706 and encodes 901 amino acids. Gene Ontology annotation, molecular function: ATP hydrolysis activity; zinc ion binding; metalloendopeptidase activity. The transcript is spliced from 2 exons.